GACCCACCUCCGCCCGCCAGCCGCGGCGGGAGCGUGUGAGGGCGGGCGAGCGCGCGCGCCCGCGCGCGCCACCUCGGCUCCCUUCCCCCCAGGGAUGGCGGAGGCUCUGUCGGGGGCGUUGGGCGACCCGGGUCCCGGCACGGCCUGCCUCCUCUUCGCCCCCUCCGAGCCCGGCGCCCGGCGGCUGGGCGACUUGCGGGUCAUCGACCUCCGCGCGGAGUUGAGGAAGCGGAACCUGGACUGUGGCGGCAACAAGAGCGUUCUGAUGGAACGGCUGAAGAAGGCGAUUGAGGAAGAAGGGGGAAAUCCUGAUGAGCUGGAGAUUGGUUCUGACAUUUCAAGCAAGAGAGCCUCAAAGAAAUUCAGUAAAGGUCGGAGGCUGGAAGAGGAUGGGGCUGAGGAUAACGGACUAGAGGAGGAUUCUGGAGACGGACAGGAGGAUGUCGAAGCAUGUUUGGAUAACUUGCAGGAUAUUGACAUGAUGGAUAUUAGCGUACUAGAUGAAGCUGAAAUAGAUAACGGCAGCGCUUUAUCUUGCGGAGAGGAUUACAGUGCUGAUAAUAUUUUUGACUCGCUGUCUGACUGUAGAGAAAAUGUCGAUGCAAAAAUGAAAGAGCUUCCAGAUCACCUUUUGGAACAUGCUCUGGACGAGGAAGGAAUUGAAAGCAGUUUAGAUGCUUCAUCACCUGAUGUCAUUGUAAUACAGGAUUUCGAAGAUCAACCUUUGGAGCCAGAAAAUGAGAAAAUACUCGGCAUUUUGGGGGAAACUUGUAAAUGUGACCCACUUAAAGAAGAAGCUUCCGAACUGGAGCGGCCAAGUGCCCAAGACGCAAGUUACGAGGGGCCGGUCCCAAAGGUCGCGGAGGAGGAAGAGGACGAAUUAGCCGCCAGCCAUUCCGAGGAGGAGGCUUUUGACUUGGACGGCGAGUCAACACGAGCCAUGGCGAGGAAGGCCGAGAAGCCCUUAGGGGUAGAGAGAGGGGAGGCGAGCGAGCAGGCCUUAGACGAAGAGAAAAUGGACUCUGACACGCUAGUGGUAGAAAGCCCAAUGGAUCAGGGUAGCAAAGCGUCAGAAAACGCAGAAGCCUCCUCUGGUGGCGAAGCCCAGGAAGCGGUGGAGAGAGAUUCAAGCCCUGAAACCAAAGAUUGCCAAGAAGACUCUAAGAAAACAGAAGACGAAGCUAGCCAAGAAGACUCCCCCGCUACUAAAGAGUCCUCUACCAAUGAGGGCGGUGAUCAGAAUAUGAGCUCUGUCGAUGACGGCCCAGAUGCAAAAGUAGCCUCAAAGGAGGAGAAAGGUCGCACUACUAGCAGUUCUGGUAGAAAUUUGUGGGUUAGUGGACUUUCUUCAACUACUAGAGCUACAGACUUGAAGAAUCUUUUCAGCAAAUAUGGAAAGGUGGUCGGAGCUAAAGUGGUGACUAAUGCUCGCAGUCCCGGGGCUCGAUGUUACGGCUUCGUAACAAUGUCUACGUCUGAGGAAGCGACAAAAUGCAUCGGUCACCUCCACCGAACCGAAUUACACGGGAGGAUGAUCUCCGUCGAAAAAGCUAAAAACGAACCCGCUGGGAAGAAGCCCUCCGACAGAAAAGACAGUGAAAUGAAGAAGGACAAAUCAGCCGGCAGCGACAGACAUCAUUCUGCGGAUUCCAGACUUGAAAAUAGAGCUGGAUUUAAGAAGGAUGAGAGAACUGACAAAAAAGAUGAUAAGAAAAGUGACGAGAAGGAUGAAAAAGAUAAAGACCAAGAAGAACUGAAGCCCGGGUCAACAGAUCGAUCUAGGACCACCAAAUCAGGAAGCAGAGGGACAGAGCGGACAGUUGUAAUGGAUAAAUCGAAAGGAGAGCCUGUCAUUAGUGUAAAAACUACGACUAGAUCUAAAGAAAGGAGUUCUAAGAGUCAAGAUCGCAAAUCAGAAAGUAAAGAGAAGAGAGACAUUUUGUCCUUUGAUAAAAUCAAGGAACAGAGGGAGCGAGAACGGCAGAGGCAGCGGGAGCGGGAGAUCAGAGAAACCGAAAGACGACGGGAGCGAGAGCAGCGGGAGAGGGAACAGCGCAUCGACGCCUUCCGUGAACGGAAAGAGAAAGCCAGAUUGCAGCGGGAACGUGUGAGACUGGAAUGUCAGAGGCAGCGUUUAGAGCGCGAACGGAUGGAGAGGGAGAGGCUGGAAAGGGAGAGGAUGCGAGUAGAACAGGAGAGGAGAAAAGAGCAGGAACGCAUCCAUAGAGAACGGGAAGAGCUCCGGCGCCAACAAGAACAGCUACGCUACGAGCAGGAACGGCGUCCUGCCCUGAGGAGACCGUAUGACAUGGACUCGAGGCGAGACGAUUCGUACUGGUCAGAAGGGAAGAGGGCCGCCAUGGACGACAGGUAUCGCUCGGAUUUCAGCCGCCAGGAUCGCUUCCACGACUUUGACCACAGGGACCGAGGCCGCUAUCAGGACCAUUCUGUAGACAGGAGGGAAGGUUCGAGAUCGAUGAUGGGAGACCGAGAUGGACAGCACUACCCGGAUGACCGCCACGGAGGUCCGGAUCGCCACGGCCGAGAUUCCCGCGACGGGUGGGGAGGCUACAGCUCGGACAAGCGGAUGAGCGAUGGGAGAGGGAUGCCUCCCCCCAGGGGAGGCCGUGACUGGGGAGACCACGGUCAAAGGAUAGAUGAUCGUCAAGGUCGUUCAUGGCAGGGCAAAGUGGAUGGCGGCAUGAUGAGCCGAGAUCACGAGAGGUGGCAAGGUGGUGAGAGGGGCGUGUCUGGUCGCUCAGGACCGGGCCAUGCGAUGAACCGGGGAGGAAUGUCGGGCUCGUUCUCUCUCCUGCCCGGGAAAGCCACUGGCAGCCCUCAAAAAUACGGGACCUAGAGACGCGCACGACAUCACGCGCAUUACGCCGGACACGCAGCGUAACGCAGUGCCGUCACCCGGGCCGCUCUGAGGAAGUGCACCGAGUUCACCCGUACCUAGAGCAUUUCUGUGGGCCGGGGGGCCCUGUUCCCUCCGUCCCCCAUCCUCUCCCCCCAAGACCUGCCGCCAGAGCCGUUGCAUUCCCUUCCUGGCUCCCGCUGAACACGGACACCGCCUCUGAUCCGCCCAACUCGACGGCAGGAGCCGCGGCGACGGGAGGCCGGGGCCUCAAAAAUAGGAAUGUCGGACGUGAAAGCGUUCAAAAGCCCGUCGGCGCCGGAUGGGGGAAACCGACCGGCCGGAAAACGGACCGUCCCCUGCAAAACCGGAUGAGCGGUCCAUCUCUUCCCUCUUUGACCCCGCCGGGACGCUCGAGGCCAGACCCGGCCUGCCGCCGACCCCUUGGCUCUUGCCCGGGAUGCCCUCUGUUACUCCGGGAGCCGCCCAGCUGGGAAGGAGGUCCUUGUCGUCCGCCCUCCCUCCCGGUGGCGCCGCGGCGGGUGGUGAGGAGCCCGGGAACCGCGCGUGCGAUGCCGCUCCAUCGCUCGGGGCCACUAGAUGUCAGCCCCAGCUCAAACAUCCUGCUUUGGCGGGCUGCAGCGGGCCCGGCUUCCCUUCGCCUCCCCGGGGCAGGCCCGGGCCAGGCCCUCGUCUUCCGAUCGGGUGCCCGCCCGGAGCAGCGGAGCAGGACGGAGAGGCGGAGCGCUGGACGGAGCCAGGGCCGGGGGAAGACCGGGCUGCUUUAAGACACCGGGAAGGUGACCGUCAGGUCGUCCGGGCGGGGAACAGGCCUACCGCCUCCGUCGGGUCGUACUCUCCCAAGCGCUCACCGCAGGGCUCUGCACACAGGAGGUGCUCAAUAAAUGCCGUUGACCGAUGA
Molecule: messenger RNA, 3779 nt
Organism: Ornithorhynchus anatinus (platypus)
Lineage: Eukaryota; Metazoa; Chordata; Mammalia; Monotremata; Ornithorhynchidae
Product: scaffold attachment factor B2
Exons: 21
Coding region: 95-2857 (920 amino acids)
Biological process (GO): regulation of transcription by RNA polymerase II; regulation of mRNA processing
Cellular component (GO): nucleus
Molecular function (GO): RNA binding; sequence-specific DNA binding
Source: RefSeq, a predicted model, not a curated record